Paraphaeosphaeria sporulosa is the source of this 1163-nucleotide messenger RNA. RefSeq lists its product as uncharacterized. The record is from RefSeq and is a predicted model, not a curated record. Gene Ontology annotation, cellular component: membrane. Gene Ontology annotation, molecular function: opioid growth factor receptor activity. The coding region runs from base 91 to 888 and encodes 265 amino acids. NCBI's taxonomy places the organism in Eukaryota, Fungi, Ascomycota, Dothideomycetes, Pleosporales, Didymosphaeriaceae. The transcript has 5 exons.
AAAGUGAAAAUUACACGGGCCAGUACCCAGCACUCUCAAGUACACCCAGGCUUAGCUAAACUCCCAUCGCUAUCAACAAGUCUGGCUGAGAUGUCAUUACGCGGCCAGCCGCCGUCUAUCGUCGACUUCUACAACCCUUACAUCAAUGCCAAGGAUGCACAUGGGCGCACGCGAGAGCAGAUACUCAAGUGGAACAAUGACAAGCUAGAGCGAAGCCAUGACUAUAUCCAGAUUCUUUUCCCUCUCCCAGAAGGCUCUAUGUUCAGCUACACCGCCCCAAUUAUCGACAAGAAGACCGUGGAAGAGUUUCGCACGAACGGCCAUCUACAGACGACUUUGGGCCAAGCCUUCGACAGGAUGAUGAGGUUUUAUGGCUUUGAAGUUGUCUCAGCCCUCGAUUCAGCGGACUCAGCGAAGCAGGCAGAGGAAUGUGCAGCCGCUGAAGAGAAAGGGAAAGGCAAGGCCGCGGAGGGCGAAGAACACGACGAAGGCCGCAAUGGUAGUGCUGGCACCACGGCGUCUCUCGAUGUUGAUCCUUCUGUUCCAUCAGCCCAUGACACCAAGUUGCCUGAAAAAUCCGUAGCCUCUUCAGGGGUCCAUCACCUUCGCGUCAUACGUGGAGUCAACUUCGAAGAGCGCUCCAAGAAUUGGUGUGUUCAGAUGGACCACAACCACCUCCGUAUCUCGCGUAUCCUACGUUCCUUGCGCGUGCUAGGUCUACAGCGGCAGUGCGAGGCGUUUUUUGAGGCACUUACCAAUGUGUACAAUGAUCCGAAGACCACUAUCGGCAAGAGUUCGAUGAUGUUUUGGAGGAGGGCAGUCUGCGAACCUUUGCAUAUCGCGCCUGACGGCACGGAGUGCAAAUGGCUGAAGGCGUUAGCGUUAUAGGAAACCUCUCGGACACAGAUCAAGGAUUACAUGAUGAUCACUUUUACAAUAGCGCAACGAGCGGAUAGCCCUCAACCUUUCAUCGAGCGCAGCAUGGACUACAAAAAAGAAUGGAGACGAUUUGCUUAUGACGCAUUAAGUUCCAAGGUCAAGAAAAAGGUACUGGCGUUCUCUAACCGGUUUAUCUUUGGGGGUAUCGAAUGACUGGGCCUGGGCAUGGCCAGAGGCCCAACAUCCUGAUUACACUCAUACGCUUAUAUAUAGUGUCUCUUCGG